AACGUAUGGUUAUACCACCACCAUUACUAAGAGAGUGUUGUGUACAAGGAACCGUGUGUGGGGAUGUUCCCAUCUGCAGUACCAGUGAAGGAGAAGAAACUCAUGGAUGUCAAACUAGGGGAGCUUCCAAGCUGGAUAUUGAUGCGGGAUUUCACCCCUAAUGGCAUACUUGGAGCAUUUCAAAGAGGGUACCACCGCUACUACAACAAGUAUAUCAACGUGAAGAAAGGGAGCGUCUCCGGGGUUUCUAUGGUGCUGGCGGCUUAUGUACUUUUCAGCUACUGCCUUUCUUACAAGGAGCUUAAACAUGAGCGGCUAUGCAAGUACCACUGAGGAGGGUGCACUCUGCUCUCCUGACCAUGACCUCCUUGGCCCAGCACCCCUCCAUGAGGAACUUGACCGUUGCUGAAUCCUUUCAUACCCUAAUGAGAACACCUUAAUAAAAGAUGACUAGUACCUGUGA
Molecule: messenger RNA, 463 nt
Organism: Carlito syrichta (Philippine tarsier)
Lineage: Eukaryota; Metazoa; Chordata; Mammalia; Primates; Tarsiidae
Product: ATP synthase subunit f, mitochondrial-like
Exons: 4
Coding region: 64-333 (89 amino acids)
Biological process (GO): proton motive force-driven mitochondrial ATP synthesis
Molecular function (GO): proton-transporting ATP synthase activity, rotational mechanism
Source: RefSeq, a predicted model, not a curated record